Gadus morhua (Atlantic cod) is the source of this 3761-nucleotide messenger RNA. It is a transcript of the gene nyap1, whose product is annotated as neuronal tyrosine phosphorylated phosphoinositide-3-kinase adaptor 1. The coding region runs from base 52 to 3441 and encodes 1129 amino acids. Gene Ontology annotation, biological process: neuron projection morphogenesis; phosphatidylinositol 3-kinase/protein kinase B signal transduction. The record is from RefSeq and is a predicted model, not a curated record. Lineage: Eukaryota; Metazoa; Chordata; Actinopteri; Gadiformes; Gadidae. The transcript is spliced from 6 exons.
CUCCGAAGCCCCCCCCCCCACCCCCCCGCCUCCCUGGCUGUCUACUAUAACAUGAGCUCUGGCUCCGCCCAGGAUGUGGCAGUCGAGCAUUUCCUGCGGGACAUAGAGAGGCGGGGCAAGCGGCUACACUGCGCUGUGAUUGGCUGCGGCGAGGAGCGACCCCACGGCGACAUGAACCUGCUGUACCGCAAGAGCCGGCUGGACUGGAGGCAGCGGGAGCAGCAGGAGGGGAGCAGCAAGAAGAGCGCUGCGCAGAAUGACCCCUCUGCCACGGUGGGCAAAGGUCGCGACCUGGCCUCCUUCCGCCGCCACUUCCGCAUGGGGUUCAUGACCAUGCCGGCGUCGCAGGACCUCUCGCCGCACUCCUGCGCGUCGGCCAUGGCGCCGCGCUCGCAGUCGUGCCACGCGGUGGGCGCCGGGGACCCGGGCCUGGAGAGCGAGGACUACUCGGACACGCAGUCGCAGCACGGCGCCCGCUGCCCGCCCGUCAAGCCCAAGCGCCACCCCAGCACGCGGCUCAGCGCCUCGGGCUCCGCCUCCUCCUCCUCCUGCGGCGCCUCGGACCCCCGGGGGCCCCCCAACGCCCCGCCCCCGCCGCCGCCGGGGGGCCACACGCAGGGCAAGCACUCGGAGAAGAAGAACGGCAUGAAGAAGUCGGACUCGGGGGAGCUGGGCGGGAAGAAGGUGCCCCCGCUGAAGCCCAAGCGGAGCCCCAGCACCCAGCUGACCUUCGAGACCCCGCCCCCUCGGGCGCCGUCGGCCGCCGGCUCCUCCUACCAGGGCGCCGACGGCCAGCAGCGGGGCGGCGACAGCGAGGACGAGCCCGUCUACAUCGAGAUGGUGGGCAAGGUGUUCCCCCGGGAGAGCCAGGCGUCCACGCCGCACCCCGCCGCCCCCGCCGCCACCACGCCCGACUCGGACUCGGACCAGAGCGAGGCCAUCUACGAGGAGAUGAAGUACCUGCUGCAGGAGGACCGCGGCGGCCGCGGCGGCGGCGGCGGCGCGGCGGCGGGCCAGCGACGCCCGCCCACCAAGCACGACAAGCUGAAGGGCUCCAAGCACUACCGCGCGGCGGCGGCGGCGGCGGCCUCCAGCAGCGGCUCCCCGGUGCCGCGCGCCACCUCGGCCUCGCCCUCCUGCUCCAAGGCCAAGGCCGCCGUGUCCGCGUCCCACUCCUCGCCGCUGCCCUCCUCGGCGUCCUCCACCCCCGUGCCCCAGGCGCUCUCCUCCAGCCCCCACACCCCCCGGGCGCCCACCCCCUACCUGCUGCCCGGGAACAAGUCGGAGACGGAGUGCGGCGGCGGCGGCGGCGGCGGCGGCGGCGGCACCAAGAUCCCCGCGCCCUUCCCCAACCUGCUGCAGCACCGCCCGCCGCUGCUGGCCUUCCCCCAGCCCGCCGCCGCCUCCAGCGGGGUGGGGGUGCAGCAGAAGGCCUCGGCCUCGGCGAAGCAGGGCACCCAGUCCCUCGGCACCUCCACCCAGCCCUCCUCCUCGUCCUCGUCCGCCGGUCCCUCGGCCGGCCUCGCCGCGUCGGGCUCCAAGGAGUCGUCGGGGGGGGGCUCCGCCCAGCAGGACAAGCACGGCCGGGGCGACGCCCAGCUGGGGCCCGCGCCGGGCCUGAGGGCCAGGAGCCACUCCACGCCGCUGCCGCCCUCGUCCAAGUCCACCUCGCCCUUCUCCCACCACCACCACCACCACCACCACCCCCACCACCGGCCCUCGCACUACCACCACUACCGCAAGCCCGAGCGGGGGGACUCGCCGGCCAUGGUGAAGAGCAGCUCCCAGGGCUCCGGCCAGGGGUCCACGCAGAGCCAGAUGGGGGGCCAGGGCUCGGGCAAGGAGGGCAAGUCGGUCAGCUUCCUCCUCAAGUCGGACAAAGGGGACAGGGAGCGAGACAGGGACCGGGACAGAGACAGAGACCGGGACAGGGACAGAGACCGGGACAGAGACAGAGACCGGGACCGAGACAGAGACCGGGACCGAGACAGGGAUAGAGACAGAGACGGAGAUCGGGUCAGAGACAGGGACAGAGACAGAGAUCGGGAUAGGGACAGGGGGAGAGAAAGAGACCGAGAUCGCGAGAGGGAAAGAGAUAAGGACAAGGAUAGAGACCGGGACCGAGACAGGGACCGAGAGAGGGAAAGAGACAAAGACAGAGACAGAGAUCGGGACAGGGACAGGGACAGGGACAGGGACAGGGACAGGGACAGGGAUGAGCGAGGAGGCGCACACUCCCUGGGGGAAGGCACUCCCUCCAGCAGCAGCAUCACAUCUCAGGGCAGUGGCGGCAGCUCCACGCCCACGCCCCUGCGUCCGCACUCGCGACCCCACCUCCGCUCCCACACCUCCCACGGCCUGCCUGCCUACAAGCCCCCCUCCUCGGACAGCCCCCUCCUGUGGACGUACCCCUCGGUGGGCUUCAGGAGACCCCCGGCCUACGAGAGCCUCCGGGGGCCCUCCAGCAUGCCUCCGCUGCAGCAGGGCCCCGGGGCCUCCGGCGGCGGAGAAGGCUCGUCGAAGGGGAGCGGAGGGUCCGGGUCCCUCCCGGCGAAGGCGGGCUUCAUGCCCUGGGACAGCGGCAGCGGGCUGGCCUUCGGGGACGAGGGCUACUAUUGGCCGGUGCAGAGGAAGCUGUCGUUCAGCCACGGCAGCAGAGACGCAGAGAAGGAGGAAGGGCGAGCGUGGAAUGGCAGUGCUGACGCCCUGCUGAGGACGGACAAGGAGGAGCCGGGGUCGCGGCGGGGUCACUCGUCGGGCAACCACUCGCACUUCAGCAGCUCAGGCGCCCGCAGCCUGGGGUACGGGGACCCCCUGGGGGGCGGGGAGAGCAGCCAGGGCUUCAGGGCGCUGCUGCCCCGCUCCGGGCACCCGCUGCCCUGUCAGACGUUCCCCGCCUGCCGCAACGGAGAAGUGGGGCGCCUGGGUCGCUCCUCCUCGUCCGCGGGAGUGAGACAGUCCAUGGGGGGGGACGUCCAGCGACAGAGCAGCCUGCCGGCGCGGGAAGCCCUGAAUCAGGUGCACGGCCUGCCCCAGCCCCGGGCGCCCGGCAGCCCCGCCCCAUCACGGCAGCAGCAGCAGUUCCAGCUCCACCAGCAGCAGCUGCAGCUGCAGCAGCAGCUCCAGCAGCUCCAGCAGCAGCACCACCUCCAGCUGCAGUUCCAGCAUCUGGCCCAGCUGGCGCAGGGGCAGCCGCCGUCCGGCGGGGGCGGGGCGGGGUCGUCGGCGCAGACGCAGCGUGACGGCAAGCUGCUGGAGGUGAUCGAACGCAAGCGCUGCCUGUGCAAGGAGAUCAAAGCCCACCGCCGGCCGGAGAAGAGCUUGUGCAAGCAGGACAGCAUGCCCAUCCUGCCCAGCUGGAGACGGACACCUGAGCCCCGCAAGAUUGGCACGCCCCCCUGCCAGAGGCCCCAGGCCGUGGUGUGGGACACUGCCAUCUGAGUGGCCAUGGGACGCAGCGGGGGGGGGGUGGUGGGAGGACUUUUGGAGAUGGGAGGCGGCGGCGACAGUGCCGCCACCACAGAGGAAGAGGACAUGGGGGGGGGGGGGGGGGGUGAGGAAAGAGGACCUUUUCUCUUGCACUUGUGUCGAUGCUGGCGAGGCGUAGGGUGCAACCUUAAGAUUAAAAAAAAAGCAACAGUGGCUUUGAAAGGUGUCAGGUAAAACGCCAGAGAUUAAGGUCAAGUUUCUUAUAGAAAAGACGGGAGGGAAUUAAAAUUAACAAUCAGAUUAAAUCCAAUUUCUUAGCCACUCGGUUUGUA